AUGGAAGGAAUAAUCAAGACAAUUCAGAAUCAGAUCAGUCAGAAAGACAAUCAGAUUAAAAUGAUUCAAGAAAAUCUCUCAAAACUCUUUGAGGAGAGGGAGGAGCUGAUCAAAUCUUUGAACAUUAUCAUAAAAGCAACUGGUGGAACACCGGUAGAAGAUCAAAAAUCAGAACAAGAAAAAGAAUCAGAUAAGGUAACACUUCCUACCGACAUCAAGGUGGAAGAAAAACCGAACAAAUGGUACGCUAUCUUUAGUGGACCAUUCAGAGGAAUAUACGUAGAUUAUGCGAUAUUUUCGCAACAUACCAAAGGAAAGAAAGUCUCACACCAGGCCUUCCAAACUAAAGAAGAAGCCCAAAAAGCCUUGAACGAAUCAUACAAAACCAUGGCCCAAAAACAACCAGUUGAACCAAGGGCACAACUACCCUCAAUGAAAAUACCCAAAAUAGCCCAAAUACCAACCACACAGGAAAAAGAGGCCCUGAAAAAGGUAACCCUCGAGAAGUAUCAGUCCUACUGGGCGUCUCUGGUGGACUACAAGGAAAAACACACUACCAUGGGUUUUUACCCAAAAAUGACCAGAACCGGACCAAAGGCUAUCUUCAUUGGAGAAGCCAACCCAUUACUAGCCUUCGAUUACCUUCAACACGGACUAGUCGACAGUAUCUAUACUGACUCGAUGAGAAUAUUCGAAGAAUUUCCACGAAAGAUGAAACCAAUUAUCAGAAAUUACUUUGAACGAUUCGCGAAGGAAAGAACUAUUUUCAUGAAGAUUAAGAGUUCAAUCCCGAUCUUCGGAAAUGAUAAGAUUAUACAGUCACAGGCAGUAAUACACCUCGGAGUAGCAAAGGGAGAAUUGCCUCCAAGAGAUGAUGUAUCAGAUUAUGAGAUUCCAGAUGAUUUAGAAGCUCAUUCAUUACUCGAAGUUUUUAAGGCAUCAAGAAGGAUCCUUGCGGAUUCAGAGAUCAAAGUCAAUUAUGCUAGCAGUAAUGUGCUAAUGAUCACCUACAACAAGGAAACUAUCUCGAAGGAAGAAAUGCAAGCCGUAGCAGAUUUCGAAUUAGACUUCUAUCAUUUAGAAGGAAAAUUCGCAGGACUAGAGGAAUCUAUCAAGGAACAGCUCUGUAGCUUCCUGAUGAGGUAUGACGACCACAAAUGCACUAUCUGCAAAGAGAUAAAGGACAAGAUAAAAAGGACCAGCCAACCACCAUCAGAAAAGUCUGAAGACAUGUGA
This is a messenger RNA of Tarenaya hassleriana, 1236 nucleotides long. RefSeq lists its product as uncharacterized. The record is from RefSeq and is a predicted model, not a curated record. NCBI's taxonomy places the organism in Eukaryota, Viridiplantae, Streptophyta, Magnoliopsida, Brassicales, Cleomaceae. The transcript has a single exon. Bases 1 to 1236 code for a protein of 411 amino acids.